Molecule: messenger RNA, 1548 nt
Organism: Penicillium angulare
Lineage: Eukaryota; Fungi; Ascomycota; Eurotiomycetes; Eurotiales; Aspergillaceae
Exons: 4
Coding region: 1-1548 (515 amino acids)
Source: RefSeq, a predicted model, not a curated record
AUGUCUCCGCGGGCUUUCGGCCCCUCCAGUGGAAGAGGAACUAGGUCAGGAACAUCCCAAUUCACUUUUGUGGGAGAGAACAAUCAGUCGGAAGCGCGGAGCCAUGCGAUGAGACAGCACUGGAAGGGUAGACAUAGGCAGAACCGGGAGUCGAAAACAUCACAUCAGAAAGCAGCAUCUUUGCCGCGACCUUUACUGCCACAGGUAACGAAUGUCGUAGACGAGGGGAGGUCGCUGGGGCUACACCGAGAUAGCGAUAGAGAUGCGAGAUCGGAUAGGGAGGUGGUCGGUGAUAAACCUCAACGGGCUGGUAUCCCAGCCCAGCUGAUGUGCGGCAUGAGCUAUGCUCUUUCGAGCUCGCGGCCUGACCCGUUCCAGACGUGUCCUGUGCAUUUGACAAGUCAGCAUCAGAAACUCCUCUAUCACUGGAUAGGCACGCAUGCGGCUAUGAUGUUCGAAGACUUAAACGUCACCGAAUUUAAUCCCAUGAGAGACGUUUGGUUCCCAUUGGACCUGUCGAAUGCUUCGUCUUUCAACUGCAUCAUGGCACAUUCAGCCGCGCACUUGGCUCAUUUGUACGGUGGCACUCUUCCCCGACGAGGAACGAAUUCUUCUGAUGCCCUGAGUUACAAGAUUGAAGCUCUUAGGAUACUACGGCUCUGGCUUAGUGAUCCGGAGACAGAACUGUGUGACGAUGCCUUUGCAGCUGUUGUUCGAUUGCUCACGUUUGAGCGAUAUUGGGGUACUGUGAAAGACUGGAAAACCCAUCGUGAUGGCUUACAAAGGAUGAUCAAUGCCAAAGGUGGAGUCGAGGCAUUGCAUGGCAACUGGCGUUUAGAGCUUGUGGUUUACCUGGUGUCAUUAAUGUCGCGACCGUCAUGGCUCGAGUCCACAAAUAAUCUUGAUCGUAUCUCGCACCGGCCUUUAUCAACCCCAGUUACGCCGCACACACAUCCUCUCGACAUUCAGAAGAUCCGCUGCCUUUGGCUGAUAUCAUUUAUCCAGGACAUGAGAACUUUCAUGGGAUCGUUUUACUCCACAGGGCUUUCUGGUUACCCUACGGCACAUGCGGCAGUUGAGCUUCUACGUCAAAACUUUCAAGAAUCCGCUGAGGCAUCUUUGUCUACAGAUACGAACGUCAUGGAGUGGGAAGAGGAUAUGCUCAGUUGUCUCUUCUCUCUCAGCGUGCUGAUACAAGACUCGAUAUCUGACUUAUACGAUGGCGCGUCAGCAACAGUCACUGGACCAAGCAUGAUGAACGGACUAGAGGUCUGCCUACGGUCUUCACACCACAUGUGGAUGGGAUCGGUCUACAACUUGCGCAUCGUCCUAUUUGAAAGCCUUGCCACGCUUUUCGAGGAUGGAGACUCCAAAAUGAAUUACGUUACGGACCUGGUGCAAGUUCUAGGCACAUUGAGUUUGCAAGCACGUCAGGGUGUCGAAAGGUGUCUCCUCAAUCUUCUGAACAGCCUUGGAAACAACAAUAUCUUAGUAAUAGAUGAUUGUUGGACGCCAGAUUCACUUUUGUCUUCUAUGCACGGACAUUAA